Messenger RNA from Gloeophyllum trabeum ATCC 11539, 4258 nucleotides. RefSeq names its product DNA mismatch repair protein. NCBI's taxonomy places the organism in Eukaryota, Fungi, Basidiomycota, Agaricomycetes, Gloeophyllales, Gloeophyllaceae. The record is from RefSeq and is a predicted model, not a curated record. Gene Ontology annotation, biological process: mitotic recombination; mismatch repair. Gene Ontology annotation, cellular component: nucleus; MutSalpha complex. The transcript has 29 exons. Gene Ontology annotation, molecular function: ATP-dependent DNA damage sensor activity; ATP binding; mismatched DNA binding. The coding region runs from base 33 to 2849 and encodes 938 amino acids.
CGGACAACCCGUAAUCGACUUCCAACUCAAGAAUGUCGCUCAUGUACGGAAAAGAGAAAGAGUCCAACCAAGAAAUAGAGCACGACCCGGGAUUCUGCUCAUUCUUCACGAAGUUGCCGUCGAAGUCGCCAGAGACAGGGACCAUACGGCUGUUUUCACGGCCGGAGGGUUUCUACACGACUCAUGGACCUGAUGCUCAAUAUGUGGCAACUCAUGUCUUCCGGACGAACUCUGUCAUCAAGUAUCUCGGUGGAGGUGGCAAAGCUGGUCUGCCCAGUGUUAGCCUGAAGGAGAGCGUGGCAAAGACAUUCUUGAGGGAGGCUCUGACAACUAAGCAGCUGAGAGUAGAGAUAUGGGAACCUGAACCUGGUCAAGGGAAGAAACCCACGAAAUUCAGACUUACAAAAGAGGCAUCACCUGGAAACCUGCAGGCGGUAGAGGACCUAUUGUUUGAAAACUCAGAUAUGAUGUCCGCACCUAUUGUAAUGGCCAUCAAGAUUGCCUCCAGUGUAACCGCAGGAUCAGGCAAAGCCAGAACGAAAGCCGUCGGCGUAGCUUAUGCGGACGUGAGCAUCCGUGAACUCGGAGUUUCAGAGUUUGUGGACGACGACCUCUUCUCGAAUACUGAGUCCCUGAUUAUACAACUAAACGUGAAAGAAGCACUCAUCACCACAGGCACCGCAUCUGGGAAGACUGAACGUGACGUCGACCUGAAUAAACUCAAAGCCGUCUUAGAGCGAUGCGGCGUUGUUGUGACAGAGCGCAAGCCUAGUGAAUUCACGGCGAAGAAUAUUCAGGAAGACCUUGUCAGGCUUUUGACUCCAGCGUCCACCUCGUCCUCGGUCACCAUAGACUCGGCGAUCACUAUCCCCCAGCUAUCGCUCGCGCAAGCUCCGUCGUCUUUGGCGGCCUUGCUUUCCUACCUGUCCCUUCUGUCUGAUCCCACGAACCACGGCUCGUUCACCAUCCGAACGCAUGACCUGACUCAGUACAUGCGCCUGGACGCUAGUGCUCUCCGUGCGAUGAAUCUUUCGGAGUCGGGACCUUCUAGUGGAUCAUCAAAUAGAAAUACGACUCUUCUUGGCUUGCUCAAUAAAUGCAAGACAGCGCAAGGGACUCGGUUACUCGCGACGUGGAUCAAGCAGCCAUUGGUCAAUUUACAUGAAAUCCGAAAACGGCAAGACCUGGUGCAGAUGUUCGUCGACAACCCUGACACCCGACGCACUCUCCAAGAUGACUACAUGAAAUAUAUGCCUGAUCUGCAUCGGAUAAGCAAGCGGUUCCAGAAAUCGGUAGCCACUCUGGAGGACGUUGUCCGAGUUUAUCAAGUUGCUUUGAAGGAAUAUGACGAGAAUCUCUCCAAGUAUUCAGAAAUGGUCGAGCAGACCCUUGAUCUCGAUGAGCUGGAUAACCACCACUUCGUCAUCAAAGCGGAUUAUGACAGCCGGCUUCGGGAGCUAGCAGAUAGGUUAAUUGAGAUCCGCGAUGGUCUGGAUGAAGAACAUAAACAAGUUGCAGAAGAUCUUGACGUAGAACUCGACAAGAAGUUACAUCUUGAGAAUUCUCAGAUGUAUGGGUACUGCUUGCGCUUAACCAAAAACGAGGCGAAACUCAUCCACAAUAAACGUGCAUAUAUCGAGCUUGGCACGACCAAGAGUGGCACCUUCUUCACAACGAAGACGCUCAAGGAGCUCUCAAAUGAGUAUCAGGAAGUUACCGAAUCCUACUCUAGGACACAGAGCGGUCUGGUCAAGGAGGUCAUUAACAUAGCCGCAACAUACACGCCUGUCUUGGAGUCUCUCGAUCAUGUCAUUGCCCAUCUAGACUUGAUCUUGAGUUUGGCUCAUGUGGCUGUUAAUGCGCCUGAAGCCUAUGUCCGUCCCACCGUUCUAGAGAAAGGUUCCGGCAAUUUAAUCUUGAGAGAGGCCCGGCAUCCUUGUCUGGAAGUUCAAGACGACAUAAGCUUCAUCCCGAAUGAUGUCGAGCUAGUCAAGGGCGAGAGCGAAUUCCAGAUAAUUACCGGGCCUAACAUGGGUGGGAAAUCAACGUUCCUGCUGUCGUGCGGUGUCAUCGCCUUGAUGGCGCAGAUUGGCUCCUUCGUACCAUGUUCAGAGGCGCAGGUUCCUAUUCUCGAUUCAAUCCUGUGCCGAGUUGGAGCUGGAGAUAGUCAACUGAAGGGUAUAUCUACAUUCAUGGGUGAAAUGCUCGAUAUCGCUACUAUCCUCAGGUCAGCCACAGCGGACUCGCUCAUAAUCAUCGACGAGCUUGGACGAGGCACAUCCACCUACGAUGGUUUCGGUCUGGCUUGGGCAAUCUCGGAGCACAUUGCGUCCCAGAUCCAUUCUUUCUGUCUCUUCGCAACACAUUUCCACGAAUUAACGGCUCUUGAUCAGCAAUUACCUCACGUCAAGAAUCUGCACGUCGUAGCGCAUGUCGCGAAGACCGGCGACUCCAAGCAAGACCGCGAUAUCACAUUACUAUACAAAGUUGAACCUGGUGUUUGUGAUCAGAGUUUCGGUAUACAUGUUGCCGAGCUUGCGAACUUCCCUGAGUCGGUUGUGAAGCUUGCAAAAAAGAAAGCAGAGGAGCUCGAAGAAUUCAAUACGGAUGGCGACGAGGAUGAGCCGAAGUUCGACAAGGAUACGACAGACGCCGGUGUGAAAAUCGUGGAGGAUCUUAUGCGUACCUGGGCAUCUCGGAUCCCAGACGAACUGGAUGGUGAAGACGUCGUCAUGCCCGAUAGUCCCCUUCCAGAACUGCAACUGGAGGAACUUAGAAAAUGCGUGCAGGAGUUCCAGCCGCAGAUCAAUGCGAAUCCAUGGGUACAGCAUCUGUUAGCAUCUCUCUGAGACUGACGUCUCACUAUACAGCUGUGCUUCAUCGAGCUUCUCGCCCUACUGUACAUUUAAUACUAAUUAGUAUCGUCCUGCUGUCGUCGCCUAUGCAUUGUCAAUGUUAUCGUUAGACUGUUCCAGAUCAUCUUCCGCCACAACUAUAUGUUCCGUCUCCUCCUCGGCAACUACUGUGGAUGCGCUGUCCGUAGCAACCUUGGCCUUUUGAUUUGAUGCUAGUGCCCGUCCAGCCGUGGUGAUGUCUUUCCCGAAGACUCGGAGACUGAGAGCGCUUUUGGCUUUCUUGUCGAUCAUAAGUGAUAUAGAUACAUUGGACUUCCAUAUUGGUAAGACGAGUUCAUGAGUGAGGUUGCCACCGACAUUCUUCUCCUCGGGGAAUUUCAGGACAUGACAACCGGACGGUUUCUCGGUAAUUGCAGUCCUGAAUGGUUCCUGGAAACUCUCACAGAGCGGGUGAUACGUUUCUAGUAGAGCUUGCAGCGUUUUAAGAUCCGCGUCCAUCACCGUCUCAGGCUUGAUAAAUGGGUACACAACGGGAAGUCCUUCACUCAGGAUGCGGAAUCUUGCACUCGACCCUUCGCCCUCUCGCCCAUCCGCAUCUUCGUCAGCGGAUUUAGAUGCCGAUUUCGCAGCCUCUUGUUUGACGAACAGUUUCGUCCCAGCUGUCAUCAGUCUGAUGCGAUUGUAGUCGUUGUUCAGUAUAACCGAGCGAACGAUGUCGUUGGUGAGGUAGAGAGACCGUGCUGGUUCGCCCGACGGAUUGCGUACGAAGAGGUUAUGAUCGGGAAAGGACGGGAUGAUAUGGAGUUUCUCGAUGCAAGUCUUUACAAUGGGAUCAUCCGGGGGGAGGAACGUGUAAGGGUUCUCCUUGAAAGAUCCGCCGGUUCCCUCCCGUUCCUUCCCCUUCCCUCUCUUCCCCUGCGGUUUUUCUUUCUUGUCUGUGUCCGCCUCCAUCCUAGGUGCCACUUUGGCUUCUCCGUUUGCACUAGGAGACGCAGAUCGGCCAGCGUCGCCAACUUCAGCCAAGUCACCCAUUGUGACGUCCUCGCCGGCAGACUCCAACUUGACUUUCUUCGUGGUAGGCUCGGCAGUGCAGUCCUCCGGGGCAUCAGCCUGACGCUUUUUUGCCUCAGGAGCGUCAUCCUUUGCCCUCUUCUCUAGUACAGCGAUGAAGAACCCGCCGGUAUCCUGCAGAUGAGGGUAAAUCCGCAUACAUCUGUCCAGUGCCCAGCCCUCCUCUCCCUCAUCCGUAGGAGGCCACAUGCUCUCCGUAUACUUUUUAUCGUCCUUCUCACUCAAUGCCGCAACAUACUCCUCAUACGUCGGGAAGAACCGGAGCUCCCGCUUUCCGCCCAGGAAGAACGCGGGUGUCCAUGAUUUGAGGCCAGGCCGACGCUGGAGGGCCG